UUUGUAAACAUGUGUCAGGUAUCAUAUUAACACAUAGGGGAUAUUGGAAAGAUGGUGAGGGUCCGCUGUGAACUCAGUGCUUCACGGUGUAGCGAGAAAGCCACUUGUGUGCUGUGGAAGUUGUCGUCUUGUUGAUCGUUGUGCAGUGAUAGGCCACCAUGACGCGCCCGGUGCUGGGAAUUAUUUUCUUCGCCUUGUUAUCUCUUGGUGCCACCCAAGAGACAACUAGUACAGAUGAUAAUAACGACAAAUCAAAUACCGUAGAUCCACCGCCCUCAGUUCGGCUGGAUCCUUACAUUCGAAAAGCAUUAUUAAAAGCGCUUACUGAUCUGGAAGAGAGUGAAAGCUUUACCGACACUGAUCCGACGGAUGCGACUUCUCCACUGGACUCCGAUAUUUUAAAUACUGGCGAAGAUGUUACUGUUGGUGACACUAACAAAGAGAAUGUACAAAUUCAUUCUUUUGUUGUUAACGGACAAGCAGCAUUCGCCAAUACGUCUAAUACCAGCCCGACAUUUAUUGACGAUAAAAUAUCAAUUUUAGGUACAACAGUUGGAAAUGUUGAAAAUUAUGUAACAGCUAGUCUUCCCACGCAAGCGACAUUUAAUGAAAUUUUUCAGACUAGGGAAAGUGGCGUUAAUUUACAACAAGUUCGGAGUAUACAAAGCACAACAAAAUCGAAAAAUGAUAUUGCGCAUAAUAAGUAUGCUACUUCAAAACCAAAAAGUUCCAUAAGUACAACCACGACUACAACGACAACGACUACUACGACCCCAAAACCAACCCACAACGACGACGGAGAAAACAUUGAAGAUGUCGACAAAAAGGAUGUUCAAGUUUUCCAAGCUCCUUUAGUUGCAGCAUUUACCGUACAUCAAGAUGGACAAGGCAUUCCAAAAAAGGUCAUACCGAUUUAUCAACAAACGACUAAUCAAGAAAUUUUAAAGGUAUCGCCAACAUCAAAUGUGUACACUCAGAAGCUGCCUUUCGAAAGUUUUCCAAAUGUGCCGUCAACAGACUUUAUAAAUCAGCAAUUAACAUUACAGAAACAGCUAGAAGAAAAGCAAAGAAUCCUGGAGGAGCAGCUCCGGUUCUUACAAAUACAGCAGCGACAACAAGAGCAGUUACUAAGAAAUCAACAAUUUCUUUUACAACAAAAAGAUGCACUAAGACAUCAAUCAUUAUUCGAACAAGAACAAAUAAAAAUACAACAACUCACAGAACAACAAAAACUUCCCUCCAAUCAAGUUAAUAAUAAUUUCUCAGUGCAUAAGAACACCCAACAAAGUAUUUUAAAUCAAAAUAAUGCUCAUGUUCCACAAAAAUCACAAGUUUCAAUUCAACCAAGCUUAGCUUUCGACCAAUCUAGUACAUUAGCACCUCAUCAGCAACUGCCGAGUAAAGAAGCUGUAGAUUUCCUCAUUAAUUUACGAAGGCAGCAUCCAGAUCAGUUUCCAUUACAAGAAAAUCACCUUCCUCAGGGAAUAAGCAAUUUUUUGCAACCGCAUCCCAUUCAGAGCUUCCGUCAAGCUCCAGCUAUACAGCUUUCGAAUCAAAUAAGGCCGACUGAAGACCAAUUCAGACAAAAGCAAGGAAAUCGUGUUUUUCGUCAUGAAAGUGGAGUUGGAAAUUUCGGAGUAAAUAGCCCAAAUUACAAUAGGUUCAAUACAUUUGAUGCACCGGCUCUUACAAAUCGCUUUGUGCCGGGAAAUAGAUUUAGUCCUGACGCGGAAUUAAAGCAGUUGUUAGCUCAAAGUACUCUUAACUCAAGAGCUCAUGAGGACCUGAAUAUAGUAUCCAAAGUAUUAUCUUUGAACCACGGAGUCCCAAUAAAUUAUAUAUCAAAUAGACUCCCAUUCGAUAAUCGAAGACAGAAAAGAACUUCUUGGUGAAUAAAAGAGUAAGUUCAAUUAUUAAGAGUAGGCAUCUUGUUGCAAAAUAAGUGCCUUGUCAACUUAGAAAUGCUAGAGAUAUUAUUAUUGUUAUUUACCUAGAUAAAAAAAAAACUACAAAAUCUAUGGAAAAAUGAGUACCUGUAAAAGUACGAGGCUACCUAUUUAUACUGAACUGAAUUUAUAAUAUUAUUUAGUGAUAAGAUAAUAAAUAAUAAAGAUCCAAUAUGAUGUAGCAUCUGGAUUUCUUCACUUUUAACAUUACAAUCCAAAGAAAAACUAUACUUAUCGGCAUCAUUGUUUUUAACGGUCAACAGGUAUAAUUACGUCACGUCCCGCGAGUGGUUAGUGCCUACUGGUCUUAUGUAGUCGGCUUUAUUUAUUUAAUUUUAUUUAUGUAUAUAUGAAAUGGUUUCCAUAAGUUCAUAAUUAUUGAGGAGUUAGCGAACAUAUCGUUGCACGUCAAAUUUUUUUCAGGAGGAUCAAACAACUAAAUAUAGGCUUUUGAAACUUUACUGUACUGUUCGAUUUGAAUCACGAACUUUGCGCUCAAUUUUUAACCGACUUCCAAAAAAGGAGGAGGUUCUCAAUUCGUUUUUUUUUUUAGCUUACAGUUUGAGGCCGUUUUGUUUGGGAUUGGUUUAAGUUUGUAUUUUAAGAGGACCAAAAACGUCCGGAUUAAAAAAAAGUAUUUUGAUCAGAAGUGUUAUUUUUACACCUUUUUGUACGCCAGCUCCUUAAUAAUAAAUAAGUAUUUUAAAUCAGUUCUAGUAGCAAGUGUAGUUAUGUACCCAGUAGUUUUUAAUUUAGUUUGUAACAUAGAUUUUUAACAACUAUUUAUUUUACAUAAUAUACUCGAUGUCAUAUUGCCAUAAGUAGGUAUAGUAUGUAACAUUUAUAAGAUAAAAAAAAUUAAUAAACGAAGAAAACUAGCUACCUAAGAAAGAGCUACCUAAGAACUUAUAACUACUACGCCAUGUUGAGUCUGAUUACUUAUUAGGGUUCCCUAUCUCCAGAGAAAUAAGGGAACCCUUACAGGUUCACAUUGCGUCGGUGUCUGUCUGUCUGUCUCUAUGUCGUGUCUGAAUAUCAAGACCUAUUAAAGGAAUCAAAACCUCUAGGAUAUGUAUUUCCUGACCUAGAAUCAUGAAAGGCAGGCAGCAAUGUUUUAUAGCACAAUUAAAGGGGAAAAUCUGAAAACCGUGAAUUUGUGGUAACAUCACAAAAAAAAGUGUUAUUGCUUGUACGAUUGAAAGGACUCUUCGUGUGCAAGUCCGACUCGCUUCUAAUUUUUUACAGUUCUUAUUUUUUUAUGACUAUCUGCGUAAAACUCUGUAGGUAAAUAGGUAUUUACUAAAUAGAUAUACUUACAUAUAAAACAAAAAUGCACGCAUCAAGUAUUAUAAUAAGUUAACUAAAAAGUUUUUUUUUUAAAUCGAAAACCGUUGAACCGUUGCGUCCAGUGUACGAAAGGCUAAAAUAAUAAUAGGUGCUUAAUUAUUUAUUAUUAUGAUGAGUGGCGCUAUCAGCUUUUUCUAGAAUUUUCGUAUGUAUGUAUUAUGUAAAUAUAUAAACCUAGCUAUAGGUGAAUAUUUAGACAUAAAACUAUGAUAAUAUAAGCAUAUCUUAGGAUGAUUUUUUAAGAAUGUAAAUAAUAAUAAAUAAGUUUAUAAAAACUGUAUAAAAAU
This is a messenger RNA of Maniola jurtina (meadow brown), 3580 nucleotides long. RefSeq lists its product as uncharacterized. The record is from RefSeq and is a predicted model, not a curated record. The coding region runs from base 159 to 1892 and encodes 577 amino acids. The transcript is spliced from 2 exons. Lineage: Eukaryota; Metazoa; Arthropoda; Insecta; Lepidoptera; Nymphalidae.